This is a messenger RNA of Striga hermonthica, 1797 nucleotides long. The record is from the annotation of a GenBank genome assembly. NCBI's taxonomy places the organism in Eukaryota, Viridiplantae, Streptophyta, Magnoliopsida, Lamiales, Orobanchaceae.
AUGGAGAAGGCGAUGCGUAUUGGCAGCAUUUUGAUUUCGUCUUCGUCUGUGAGCAUUGCCAUAGUGAUUCUUAUGCUGCUGCUCAUCCUAAUCCUCGUCCUCAUAGCUUGCAAGUUCAAACCAUGGCGCCGGUUCCUGUCCCUCCACGCCGCAGCACGCCGCCGCUCGCCGGCCUCGAUCAAGGAAGAUGACAUAGAGAGACCUCUUAUUUCGGGAGGUCUGGGUAGUGCUGAAAGCCAAAAUUAUGAAUCUUCAUUAAGUAACUCCAUUGGGCAGUCUGGUAGUCCGAUUCAGGGGGUAGGAUCAACACAUUCUACAGCAUUAGCACAUAAACACAGGCAGUCGGCACCACCAGAAUUGACUCACAGUGAUAGUUUUAUCCUUGACAUCUCAAAUACAUCGGAGGAUUCUUUUGUUGGUCAGACACUUAAGCGUCCACUUCCAGCAAGUCAGUUCUCUGACGAGUGGGCUCGUGAUAAAAGAGAAGAUAUAAGUCAUAACCGAAAGUAUGGUGCAGAUAAAGACACGUACAGAGACAAUGUCGUCAAUGAUACUGCAAAAAGAGGAAGCAUUCUAAAGCUGGAGGUAAUUUCUGGUCCUUCUCGUGGACUUCGGUAUUCCAUACAAUCCACCAACACAUCCAAGCUUCCGGUCACUAUUGGGAGAGUGUCACCCGGUGAUAUAAUUCUGAAGGACUCCGAGGUUUCUGGCAAGCAUGCAAGGAUAAAUUGGAAUGUAAAAAAAUUAAAAUGGGAGCUAGUUGAUAUGGGUAGCUUGAAUGGUACAACCUUGAACUCCCAGCCAGUCCACCUUCCGCAGAAUGGAAGCAGAGAUUGGAGUGUUCCAGUUGAUCUCUCAAGCGGAGAUGUAAUAACAUUAGGCACAAGUUCAAAGAUUUUGGUUAAUAUUACAGUUGGAACAGAGUGCAAGAUCCCUUUUGGGAUUGGUAUGGCAUCUGAUCCCAUGGCUUUGCGUCGAGGAGCGAGAAAGUUGCCCAUGGAAGAUGUCUGUUAUUACCACUGGCCCCUUCCUGGAAUGGAUAAGUUUGGACUAUUUGGUAUUUGUGAUGGACAUGGAGGAGCGGAUGCAGCUACAUCUGUUAGCAAAAUAAUGCCUGAAGUAAUUGCUGGCAUAUUGUCAGAUCCGUUUCGAAAAGAGAAAGUUUUAUCUCAUCAUGAUGCAUCUGAUGUCCUUAGGGAGGCAUUUUAUCAGACCGAAGCAAGCAUUAAUCACUAUUAUGAGGGUUGUACCGCAACAGUGCUUCUUGUCUGGGCUGAUGGUUGUGAAAAUUUCUACUUGCAAUGUGCAAAUGUUGGAGAUUCCACUUGUAUUGUGAAUAUUGAGGGAAAGCAGAUGAAGAUGACGGAAGACCACAGGAUAACGAGUUAUUCGGAAAGGCUCCGAAUUCAGUCAUUAGGGAAACCUCUAAGAGACGGGGAAACUCGCAUAUGCGGUUUAAACCUCGCCAGGAUGCUUGGAGACAAAUUUCUCAAGGAGCAAGAUGCUCGUUUCAGUUCAGAACCGUACAUAAGUGAAGUAACCUGCAUUGACCGAUCAAGCAAGAGCUUUGUUCUUUUAGCAAGCGAUGGAUUUUGGGAUGUUAUUAAUGUGAAGAAGGCAGCUCAUCUUGUGCAUCAGGCAAUGGACAAAAACACGGCCAAAGAGAAUUCAGCCGAAAAGAUAGCUAAUUUUCUGUUGAAUGAAGCAAGAACACUGCGGACAAAAGAUAAUACCUCCAUAAUUUUCUUAGAUUUUACCAGCAGCGGAUCGCGUGGAGUGGACUUCAAUGAUCUGUAG